Porites evermanni is the source of this 4585-nucleotide messenger RNA. The record is from the annotation of a GenBank genome assembly. Lineage: Eukaryota; Metazoa; Cnidaria; Anthozoa; Scleractinia; Poritidae.
AUGAAAGGGGUUUUUGCAUUCCUGGCUGUAGCUUGCUUCUAUGUAGUCUGCACUCGCGGAAGUCUCCAUGCAUCUUGUAAAAUUGAAUGGUAAGAAAAACUUCAUUGCGUAACCUGUCAGAGUAAUGGCAAUCGAGCACCAAAAAUUUUAAAAAACUGAGUUAUUUCCAGUUCAGCAUUAGAAAUUUGUUAGUAAUCUGUAAUCAUUCGUGGCACAUUUAAAAUGGGUAAUUUUUGUUUUGUCGGAAUCUUCGGAAGAAAGAAAAAAGGUUUCAUCGACCCUCCUACUCACCCCCACCCCCCGUCCUCCCGUACCAAAUUAAAGGGGGGACAAUCAUUGGGCAUUUUUUUUGAGGCGGGGGGUGGGGGUGUAAACCAUUUAAAUAUAAACAUGAAGAGAGAAAAACCAGACCCUACCCAUAAUAAUAAUAAUAAUAAUAAUAAAAAUAAUAGAGCUACUAUGAGAGAGAUUCAAAAGAUCUGCGUGCUGGGAUCUACCCGAAUCCUCAGAAAGGUGCUCAGUGUAUGAACAGAAUGAUUGACUUGAGUGACUGACGCUCUAGGUGCAUGGUUUGUGCCCGGCUGAUGCACAAACAGAACACCAGCAAAGACUGUGAUAAAAGAGAUAAUAAUAAUAAUAAUAAUGAUAAUAAUAAUAAUAAUAAUAAUAAUAAUAAAGUACAAGAAUGAAGUAUUAAGGAGAAAAUUACCUACCCAUCAGGCAUAUCAAACUCCAUGGCUAAAAAAGGAGACUGUAGUCUUAUGGCAUUUGGGGCAAACAAUUUUAUGGUCAAACACUGACCUUAAUCUUUCAGAAAAGAAUGCCUUUAGUUUGCCUAAGAAGACGCUUAGAGAAGUACUACCCUUAUCAUAUCAUUAUUAGGUAUUAGUAUUUUUAAUAGAUCUGAUCUUGACACUGUUGCAGGACAUGGGGGGUUAAUUGCACUGUUGUAAGGAAUGCCAUUUUGAAGCAAAUAGACAAAUGGAAAUCAGAUGAAAACUGCAAAAAUGGUGGUGAAAAGUGUUUAUACACGGUAAUCUUUAGUUAUCAUUAUUUUCCUUCUCAUAGUGACCAUAGGCUGAACUUUGUAUGUUAAUUCCCAUUUGGAAAAUGUGGCUGAAAUAUCCGCUGUUAUUUGACGUGAUGGAUUUUUGUGAUCUUCGUAGUGUUAGUACUAUCAUAGUUGUACAUGUACUUUGUCCUGUAGUGGGUCUUUCUCCCACAAGGUCAUGAUCAAACUGAAUGGUUGAAGAUUUUCAAUAGGAUGGUUUGUGUAAAAUAACGAUAAGCACACAACAAUACCUCUUGGCUAAAACCCUGGUCAGAGGGGUUUAUUUGAAUGGUCACAGGAUAGGAUUUCGUGAACACUAGCACGCUUAAAGGUUAGAAUUAGAUUACACAGCACAAUACACCUAACUUUUGUACAAUGGUUCUAGAUGUAAAAGUACUACUAAGGAGGUUUACUUUUGUUUUGAAAAAUGUUAUUCUCACCCACAGUCUCAGUAUUACAUUAGUGAAAUCCAAUGGCAAAAAAAUGUGGUACUAUAAAACUGUACUUCAUAUUAUUUAUUCAUGGUUUAAGAUUGUUCAACAUUUGCCUGCACCAUGUUGAUCAACUUUGCAGCUUGUUGAAUGACUAGCUGAGAGAACAAGUUCGACAAUUUUAAGGGAAGGAAAGGAGUUAUAGCCUGGGAAAACAGCCAACUUUUCACUAUGCCAUCUGUUGUUUCCCCACGAAAUGACAUCUGAGAAACAAGCGUAAAAAUUCCAUACUGUUGACGGGCACAACCCAGAUCUGCAUAGAGCUUCUGGUCGGUUGGAAAUUUGCUUCAUCUAGUCAGAAGCACUGUUCAGAUCUGGGUAGCGACGCAGCUGCUGGCAUGGUGAAAUAUCAGCUGUUUUCUCAGGCUAGGAAGGCGCCAAACACGUAACAUUUUUAAAUUAACUUGCAGCUGAAGGGAGUAACCGCUACUCAGAUUAAAGCUACUCACGAAACCCCAAAAGCACACUACAUUGAUGACCUCACAUUUACUGUCAAGGCAAAUUCAACUAGUAAACUCUGCAAUAUGGAGGUAAGCCAGACCUUGACAUUUAGUUAAAAAAUAGCUCUCUUUAGAGGGCACAAUGUUCACAGUUUUUGUUAUGUUGGUUGUGCACACUAAAUUGCAACUUUAUCGGCAGCUAUAUAUGUCAUAUAAGCAUGACAUGUUACCUGUUGUGUCAAAGAGAAAAGGGUGUGAUUUCUUGCAUCUAAGAAAAACAUUUGACUUACUGUAUACAAGGUAAUGGUGAUGUGUAUUUAUCUGACACAACAAAAUAAUAAUGUUUCACAUUCAUGUGAUAUUGCAUGCCGAAGACUAGUGUAGAAGAAAAUGAAGCAUGACUUCUUGCAUUGAGGAUUUAAUUAUUUAUUUAUUUAUUUAUUUAUUUUUUGAUGCAAAUGGUGACACUUCACCUAAGUUCAUGUUAUUAUGAAGUAGCUAAUGGCCACAAUUACAUGUGCAUGAAUGUAAUGCACAUGUUGUAACUGAUCAUGUGUGUUAUGGGGCCAGCCUUCUAUCACUUUUAAUCUGGUGUGGUGGGUUGAGAUGAAACUUAUGCUUAAACUUAUGCAAAGCACAGUGUUGAAGCAAAAGCCUUUUGAUCUUUGACCUCUGAUUGUUUUUGACCUUUUCCCCACCCUCCCUAACCUUCGGUUAUUACUAGUGUCAGGGACAGAUCCAGGGGGAGGGUGCAGGGGCUGCGUGCAACCCCCCCCCCUGAGAAAAAACUGUGUGGUUUAUUAGUGUUGAAGUAGAGCAAGAGACAAGUACACCCCCUCCUAAAAAAAAUCCUGGAUCACCCCUAAGUGUCAUGUAUAGUGUGCAUGACGGUGUUUUUUUUUUUUGUUUUUUUUUUUAACAGGGCUACUCUACUUCUGAGUUAUGGUAUGCUGUCCUUGAUUAUGGUACAAACUAUUGCAACCUUCACAACUUAAUCACAGGUACGAAAUGUAACUGUCUUUUCUGAAUUUCUUUCUCAUGGUUUCUGAAUUUUGAUUUAAUUUUGAAAUUUAAGUUAACAUCCACAGACCUAAACCCUAAUAUAUACACAGUUUUAAUGACCAGUUCAGCAGUGUCUAGUGUGUAGAGUUCAUGUUGCUGAUGCCUCAAAAAAGCAGCAUACUGCAAGUGGUCCAAGCACAUUAAUUAGUCUUGCAAUCUGCAGCAUUUCACGGCUUGAAAUAACGGCUGGUAAACAGACAAUGUCCAUUCAAAAAUAGGUUUUGUCCGGUCAAAUUCUUAGAUGGCUGGACAUUUUGUCUGCUCUUUUUGCAUCUAAUGUAAUUAAGAUGUUCACUUUUUUCAAAUAAGUCUGGUCAAGAUUGGACAUUAUUGCUGACGUUCGUGAAGGAAAAAAAGGGGGGAGAGAGAGAGAGAGAAAGGCAGCCAGAUCAAGAACUUUUAUAAUAUAAACCAAACAAAUCGGCCACUUGCUGAUCAGGAUUUGUUUUUCAGUCAUUUUGAUGUCAAGUCCUCUGCCACGCUAGUAAGUUAGCCAACUGGCUGCCUCCUCCCAAUUGGGGCGAUGCAAUAAAGAAGGCAACCUGACCCCGCAAAAUAGUUAAACAGAAAUUUUUAUUUCUUAAUGAAAAAUAAUGAAAGAGUGUGGUUGUUGCCAGUGACACUUGAAUGUAUUUGUUCGAAAGACCAGGGGGAGGGGUCAAAUCAGCAUUAAUUUUUUUUUUACAGGGAGGCCAUGCCCCAAGGUCCAACCCUGUACCCUUAUAUAUACCUUGUAUGCUAGGAAAGGUACCCCUUUCAUAUACCUUGAGAAAUGGUGCCCCUUCCAAAGACCUAUAGUUUAGAAUGUUACACCCAAUUUAUGUGUAACUUAUGUAAAACUUGACAGCUGAAGAUGAAGCCAGAAAAAGGAAAUACAAUAACAAGCAGAAAGAAAAGCUGCUCAUCUACAGUAGAGAGCCCUUCUCAUCCCCUUAACCCUUUUCUCUAUCCACAAGGAGCACUUGCAACUUUCCUACCAUUUGAUAACCCUCCGAUCCAGGGUCCACAUGCUCCCUUCCUUAUAAUUAUUUUUUUAAAAAAACUAGAAAUGUGUAGUUCCAGAAAAUAUCCAUUAUACUCCCCCCACAGAAGGGAUUGGAAAUUCCUGGGGGUGUGGGGGGCUCUCAAAAGCCCCAAAAUUUAAGUAUUAAUGUAUAAAGCUUGACUGAGGUGGGGGGAGAGGUUCAAAGGAAAAAUCCCUUCUGUGGGGGAGGUAUGGAUAAUUUUUGAAACCACACAAUAAAGAAAAAAUUAAAAUUAAGAAAAAUGUUAACUGCAACACUUUAGAUACAUACAACCAUAGAUGAACUUCAUUCAUUGGUUCAGUAGUUAUAAGCAUGCACAAUACAGUGCUUUUUGUAGUUUGAUCUCUUGUGAGGAUAAUAAAAAAGUGAACUGAUGAUCAAUCUUAAAUAAAUACUGAUCAAACUAAUUAUUAACAAUCUACAGGUGCUGCACUUGACACGUUUCCAGGAUACAAAGAAGUAACAAGUGACAGUGUUUGUACACAGUACAGUUCAGCUAACUGUGAAAAGUACUAA